AUGGCCUCCAAGUGUGUCCACAAGGGCUGCGGGAAGGAAUUCACCGACGCCGACGAGCCCUGCGUCUAUCAUCCUGGCCCGCCGGUGUUCCACGAAGGACAAAAAGGCUGGAAAUGCUGCAAACCCCGCGUCCUCACCUUCGACGAAUUCCUCGCCAUCCCUCCCUGCACCACAGGCAAACACUCCACCGUCGACGACACCCCCGUCGAGGCCCCCAAACCCGCCGCUGAUGUACCCUCACCUGCUGCUACUCCCGCCCCCAGCGCCGCCGCCGCCACUCCCCCGCGCCCCGUCAACUCCCCCGCCAUCCCUCCUCCCUCGAACGCACCCACCCCUGUGCCCGAAGAACCUGACUCCGAUGACCCGGAGCUAGCGAUCCCCGCGAACGCGACUUGUCGUCGCCGCGGCUGUAAUGCAGGCUACGAUGCGAGCGUCUCGCGCGACGAGGAGAAGUGCGUGUAUCAUCCGGGUCAGCCGAUCUUCCACGAGGGAAGCAAGGGCUGGUCCUGCUGCAAGAAGCGGGUGCUGGAGUUUGAUGAGUUCUUGAAGAUUCAGGGCUGUUCGGAGAAGAAGAAGCAUCUUUUUGUGGGGAAGGGGAAGCCCCCGGGUGAGGAGAAGGUGGAGUCUGUGAGGAACGAUUUCUACCAAACCGCCUCCUCCGUGAACGUGUCGCUCUACCUGAAGAAGAUCAACAAGGACACCGCCAAGGUCGAGUUCAAGGCUACGUCGAUCGAGCUGGACCUCCCUACGACGGAUAACAAGCGCUACACGGAUUCAUAUGAGUUGUUUGCACCCAUUGAUCCCGAGCAGUCCAAGUUCCGCGUGAUGGGCACUAAGCUGGAGCUGACGCUGGUCAAGGCGGACGGGACGAGCUGGCCGGUGCUGCGUCGUGAUGACAAGUGGUCGGGAGAGAGAAUCCAGAUUGGAAAUGCUGGUCGGGUGUAA
Molecule: messenger RNA, 945 nt
Organism: Aspergillus niger
Lineage: Eukaryota; Fungi; Ascomycota; Eurotiomycetes; Eurotiales; Aspergillaceae
Exons: 3
Coding region: 1-945 (314 amino acids)
Source: RefSeq, a predicted model, not a curated record